This is a messenger RNA of Opisthocomus hoazin, 963 nucleotides long. The record is from RefSeq and is a predicted model, not a curated record. Lineage: Eukaryota; Metazoa; Chordata; Aves; Opisthocomiformes; Opisthocomidae.
AUGAAAUAUGGGAACCCCUGUCCGUUCGUCACCACUCGAGAGCCGCAGAAAGCCCUUCAACGGCCCAGAAACCCGCUGGCUCCCCCAGGAAAGGUGGAAGAGGCGGUGAAGUUUGCUAUCGACGCGGGCUACCGCCUCUUGGACUGCGCCUAUUUCUACCGGAAUGAAAAUGAAAUAGGGAAUGCGGUCCAGCAGAAGAUCAAGGAGGGGGCUGUGAAACGGGAAGACCUCUUCAUUGUCAGUAAGUUGUGGAACACGUUUCACGAGAGGUCCCUGGUUAAGGUAGCAUGCAAGAAGAGCCUCACUGCGCUGCAACUAGACUACCUUGACCUCUACCUGAUGCACUUUCCUAUGGGAUUCAAGGCUGGUGAAGAACUGCAUCCUGUGGAUGACAAGGGUAUGAGUAUCCCCAGCGACACCAAUUUUCUGGACACAUGGGAGGCCAUGGAAGAGCUGGUGGACUGUGGUCUGGUAAAAGCCAUUGGUAUCUCCAACUUUAACCAUGAGCAGAUUGAAAGAAUCUUGAACAAGCCAGGACUAAAAUACAAGCCGGUAAAUAACCAGAUCGAAUGUCACCCCUACCUAACACAGGAAAAGCUGAUCAAGUACUGCCAAUCCAAAGGGAUUGCUGUGACUGCGUACAGCCCUCUUGGCUCUCCUAACCGCCCAUGGGCCAAGCCAGGGGAACCAGCGCUGCUGGAUGAUCCCAAGAUUAAAGAGAUUGCAGUUAGACAUCAUAAAACCCCUGCCCAGGUUCUGAUCCGGUUUCUUAUCCAAAGAGACAUGAUUGUCAUUCCCAAGUCUGACAAACCACAGCGUCUUGAGGAAAACAUCAAGGUGUUUGACUUUGAACUGUCUAAAAAUGAGAUGGACAGCAUCCUCAGCUUUAACAGGAACUGGAGGGCAGUUCCAGCGCUACAAGCUGUCAAUCACAAGGACUACCCAUUCAAAGCAGAAUAUUAA